Messenger RNA from Hyaloscypha bicolor E, 1494 nucleotides. RefSeq lists its product as uncharacterized. The record is from RefSeq and is a predicted model, not a curated record. Bases 1 to 1494 code for a protein of 497 amino acids. NCBI's taxonomy places the organism in Eukaryota, Fungi, Ascomycota, Leotiomycetes, Helotiales, Hyaloscyphaceae. Gene Ontology annotation, molecular function: protein binding. The transcript has 7 exons.
AUGCAUUUCUCAUUUCUCCCGCUGGCAUUUCUCGCCAUCAUAUCCCCGGCUUCCUCCUUAUCUGACCAUCCGACGCCCGCAGACUAUGUUCAGCGUGGAGGACAUUCAGUCGCUCGAUUAGGGGAUUUCAUCUACAUAGAUGGCGGUUGGAUCGAACAGUAUCAAGGUAGACAUGGCGACGAAACACCCUUUCUUACAGUAAACUCGACCUUGUCGAUCCCUCUCGGCACGUCGUGGACCAACGCGACCUUGAAUAUGACCGACAUAGAAAAAGCCGGGGCGCCAGUACUGAUUCGGGAAGCGAUGUGGACUGACGAAGCAAGGCAGUUGAUAUAUAUGUGGGGAGAUGUGGAAGGAGCCCUGUCUACGCAUGUUAAUGAUACCCUUACUUGGGAAUUAACAGGAGAUGGAACUGGCGGAGGUUCUUGGAAGUUUGAAAACUUGGAAAGUCCAUCGCAAAUGGCUGGACUGCAGCGAGCGUCAGCAGGAGCGGCGGCAACAUGCUAUAACACCGGAUUUAACCUGGGUGGCCAGACAACUACCCAGAAUGGAACGGCCAUAUUUGUCCCAGGUCUCUUGACGUACAACAUGUCGAGUCACACAUGGUCUAAUGAAUCUGCCGCUCCGUUUACCACUCAUGGAACAUCUGUGGGAGCUGAGGCUGUAUGCUUGCCAGAUUUUGGCCCACGCGGUCUUCUAUUUUUGGGCGGUAUAACCUCUGUGGACAACAACUGGCUCGACCCCGUCAGCGCCCUAUCUAAAAGUCCUGGCGUUGCCUUUGACAAUCUUACCGUGUACGAUCCAUUCACGAGAGAAUGGUACUGGCAGACUACGACGGGGAACCGACCAACGCCAAGACACGAGUUCUGUGCGGUUGGGGUUCAAGGGCCACAGAAUACAUAUGAGAUUUAUGUUUACUCCGGGUUUGCAACGCAAAGCACUUCCAUGCUGGGGGACUUCUACGUCCUUAGCCUGCCCGGCUUUAUGACUGUGGUGGGUGGGUAUACGGACCCAAGCCCGGAUCCGUGGUCCCAAGGCAUUGGAGUGUUUGACAUGUCUUCUAUGUCUCCGAGGACCUCGUACGAUCCCAAGGCUGGUUCGUACAACACUCCAGGGAUUGUCACGGACUGGUACAAUAAUGGAGGUGUAGAUUCGGUCCGUUGGUCGUCUGAAACUGUCCAGCAACUUUUUCUGGGUCAGCGUAAGCAAAAUACCACCAAUUUAAAUAUCCCCCAAAACUCAGUCCCGAAGAAACCCAAUACAAGGGUUAUUGUAGGCAGUACAUUCGGCGGUGUCGUCUUUCUUUCUAUUCUGGUCGUCGGCAUCUGGUGGUUCUGCUAUAGGAAACGGAGCAAGAUGGCCAAGAAUAAGCUUUAUAAGUCUGAAGUGAACGAAGCAGAGCUGUCUUCUUACUCCCCGGCUUUAGCCUACGAGUUAGAGCAUAAGGAAAGCACUCUAGAACUCCAAGGUUACCAAGAACCGGUUGAGAUGUAG